Durio zibethinus is the source of this 1196-nucleotide messenger RNA. The record is from RefSeq and is a predicted model, not a curated record. NCBI's taxonomy places the organism in Eukaryota, Viridiplantae, Streptophyta, Magnoliopsida, Malvales, Malvaceae.
UUCUCUCUCUUCCACAGUUUUAUCACUAUCAAAUUCCAAAUCUCUUUAGGUCAAGUCAUAAACUCAAGAUCUUUUUCAUUAUAACAAGCUUCCAGACCUACCCCAUGAACGGUAAACCCUUCUCUCUCACUCUCUCUCUGUCCAUCCAAGGCUCACCAAAAACCCCACUAAAAAGCUAACAGAAGAGAGAAAGCCUAGUGGUAUAUAUUCAACUUAAACUACUCGUUUUCACUGCAAAACCCCCAUAUUCCAAUACCCUUUUAAGCGUUUCCUCCAUAUAUGUUGUAGUAAAGAAAAAGCCAUGGCAGACUCAGACAGUGAAUCGGGAGGAGCUCAAAACAACGCUUCAAACGCAACAGGGAACAGCGAGCUUUCCUCCCCCAAAGAGCAAGACAGGUUCUUGCCUAUUGCUAACGUGAGCAGGAUCAUGAAAAAAGCUUUACCUGCUAACGCCAAGAUAUCGAAGGAAGCUAAAGAAACGGUGCAGGAAUGUGUGUCUGAGUUCAUCAGCUUCAUCACAGGAGAAGCCUCUGAUAAGUGUCAGAAGGAGAAGCGGAAGACUAUCAACGGUGAUGAUCUGUUGUGGGCCAUGACGACGUUAGGUUUUGAAGAGUACGUGGAGCCCUUGAAGGUUUACUUGCAGAGGUUUAGGGAGAUGGAAGGGGAGAAGACCGCGGUGGCACGUGAAAAAGACGCUCCUCUUGCUGGAGGCGUCGGUGGCAGUGGUAGUGGGAUGUAUGGGAUGAUGGUACAUCAGCAUCAAGGACACGUGUAUGGUUCGAGUGGGUUUCAUCAGAUGGGUAGUGGGUUGGGUAAAGGUGGGCCUGGGAAUAAUUUGGGUGGGCCGAGGUAGUUCCUCACCUGUCAUCAUCAUGACACGUGUAUGGUUGUUACGAAAUUGAUAAAAAAAUCUGGCUUGGUAAUGGUUGGGCCUACUGGAAAUUGGAUAUACCCAGGUAGGUGUAUCAGUGGGUACACGUGUAAGCUUUAGGUGAUUUGGGCAACUUGGGCUGAAGGGUAGGCCUCUUAGGAUUAUGUUUUUUGUCUGAUAUUGUGUACUUCCCUUGGAAAUAUACAAUGAAUUCCUAAUUUUUUGUUGUCUUCCGUUGGAAUUCUUUCGUUCACUAUAAAUUUUAAUGGAAAUUCAUGGCCAUAUUAAGCACGUUAUUAAUUGAGUGAUGAACCGAUGGACUUAG